AUGGUGCAAAUGCGUGCCUGGGCCAUCAUUACGAAGAAAGGCGCAGCCUCUUCACUCCCCACAUUCAAGGGCAUGACUCUGGGUCAGAAUGCAGAGAUCUUUUCAAGACAGUCCUGCUCGACGAGUUCUGUACAAGAACAUCCAGCACUCGGGCUGCCCAUCAUGUCAAUGUGUCGUGGAUGCAGAAGAGAUCUAUGCCUGGGAGUAUCUGCCGACUGCCUUAAGUCUUUGCAAACUGCGAUAGGCAUCCGGAGCCUUCUUCUUCCUUGGCCAAUUUACCCAGCCAUUUUCCCCAGGGAAAAUCUGAAGGGUCGGAGCGCGGUGGGAGGGGUCUCCGCCUCCUUCAGCCACGGACGGGUCCGGGCGGUGUUCUGCGAACUGCAGUGCAGCGCCGGAGGCUUGCGGAGUGGACUCCAAGGGCGUGACGUUCCGCAAAGGGGGAGGGGCCCAUCCGGCCUCGAAUCGCCGCGGGGGUGGGUGGUGGUGGAGUGGAGGCGGGGAGUGCGGCCAGGAACGCCGCGGACGCCUCGGGCAGCCGAAGCGGCGGACUCUCCUCCCCUUAACCUGGGCCUCUACGUGGAGACGCGCACCUGGCAACCGGCGGCCGCCGGCUCUCGUCUCCUCGCCAUCUCGGCUCGCGGGCCGCGCGUGGGGCUGUCAUUCGCAUUUGGGGCCGCAAAUGAGGCGAGGCUAAGUAGGAAAGCUUCGGUGGUCCUCCGGAGGCUGUUGUCUGUGGAGGCUUCCUGGUGCUCUUCACUGGAAGCAAAGCCUAAGCGGGAAACUGAUAUUGAUGAUAAAUAUGGAGAUUUGGAUUCCAGAACAGAUUCUGACCUUCCAGAAGUUCCACCAUCCUCAGACAGAACCCCUGAAGUGCUUAAGAAAGCUCUGUCUGGCUUAUCUGCAAGGUGGAAAAAUUGGUGGAUUCGUGGAAUUCUUACUCUGACUAUGAUUUCAUUAUUUUUCCUGAUCAUCUACAUGGGAUCAUUUAUGUUGAUGCUCCUUGUGUUGGGCAUCCAGGUGAAAUGCUUCCAUGAAAUUAUUACCAUAGGUUAUAGAGUCUAUCGUUCUUAUGAGCUACCAUGGUUUAGAACACUAAGCUGGUAUUUUUUACUGUGUGUGAACUACUUUUUCUAUGGAGAGACUGUAGCCGAUUAUUUUGCUACAUUUGUUCAAAGAGAAGAGCAGCUUCAGUUCCUUAUCCGCUACCAUCGGUUUAUAUCAUUCGCACUCUAUCUGGCAGGUUUCUGCAUGUUUGUACUGAGCUUAGUGAAGAAACAUUAUCGUCUUCAAUUUUACAUGUUCGCAUGGACUCAUGUCACUUUGCUGAUAACUGUAACUCAGUCUCAUCUUGUCAUCCAGAAUCUGUUUGAAGGCAUGAUAUGGUUUCUUGUUCCAAUAUCAAGUGUUAUCUGCAAUGACAUUACAGCCUACCUUUUUGGAUUCUUCUUUGGGAGAACUCCUUUAAUUAAGCUAUCUCCUAAAAAGACGUGGGAAGGAUUCAUUGGAGGAUUCUUUUCCACAGUUGUCUUUGGAUUCAUUGCUGCCUACGUUUUAGCAAAGUACCAAUACUUUGUUUGUCCAAUUGAAUAUAGAAGUGAAAUCAAUUCAUUUGUAACAGAGUGUGAACCAUCAGAACUUUUCCAACUUCAAACAUAUUCUGUUCCUCCCUUAUUGAAAGGAGUGUUGAGAUGGGACACAGUGAGCUUGUAUCCAUUCCAGAUACACAGCAUUGCACUUUCAACAUUUGCAUCUUUAAUUGGUCCUUUUGGAGGCUUCUUUGCUAGUGGAUUCAAAAGGGCUUUUAAAAUUAAGGAUUUUGCAAACACCAUUCCUGGACAUGGAGGAAUAAUGGACAGAUUUGACUGUCAAUAUUUGAUGGCAACUUUUGUUCAUGUGUAUAUCACCAGUUUCAUAAGGGGUCCAAAUCCUAGCAAAGUACUUCAGCAACUGCUGGUACUUCAGCCAGAGCAACAGUUAAAUAUCUACAAAACCCUGAAAUCUCAUCUCACAGAGAAGGGGCUCCUCCAGCCAUCCCUGAAAUUGUAGCUGCAUCCACGAGGAACUUGAAGCAAUUCUGUAGAAAAGCACUGACAUAUAUUUUGCACCUGCCUAGAAAAAUAUGCAUAAAUUGAGGUUUUUAAAGACAUGAAUGUUACUUCUCUAAAAUUACUGUGAAUAUUUAAUAAACAUUUGAUCCAAGAAUGAAAUAUAUAACAAAUCGCCUGCAAAAUAUCCUGUAUUUUUUCUAGUGGAGCUCAUGAUAUUGACAAGACAUCCCAUUUCUUACCUGCAGGAUUUCAAAACAGAAGAACCUCCACGGUUCUCAAAUGUAUUCAGUGAGGAAAUGUUACGGUCGUCAUAGCCAUGUCCAAGUAUUUGCCCAUCC
Gracilinanus agilis (Agile Gracile Mouse Opossum) is the source of this 2386-nucleotide messenger RNA. RefSeq names its product CDP-diacylglycerol synthase 1 (gene CDS1). The transcript is spliced from 16 exons. Gene Ontology annotation, cellular component: endoplasmic reticulum membrane. Gene Ontology annotation, molecular function: phosphatidate cytidylyltransferase activity. Lineage: Eukaryota; Metazoa; Chordata; Mammalia; Didelphimorphia; Didelphidae. The coding region runs from base 1 to 2046 and encodes 681 amino acids. The record is from RefSeq and is a predicted model, not a curated record.